CUUCUUUCCGGUUAACUUCACGGCAUUGAACCAUCAUCGGUGAGUGAAGAGAAUGUUAAUCGCGUAGCAUCAGACUGAAAUAAUGGAAUAUUGAUUAUUAUUUCAUGUGAACGCGAAAUCGUAGAAUCGUUAUUAACAUAUUUUUCGUAUAUAUCAAAAAUUACAAAGGAUCUACGAGAAUGAAAUACAAUCGAUUAGUGUCUUCCUCGCGCAGGAAGAAUAGAAAGAGGCAUUUCACUGCGCCUUCUCACAUCAGACGACGACUUAUGUCUGCUCCGUUGUCCAAGGAAUUACGACAAAAGUAUAAUGUGCGCUCAAUGCCGAUUCGGAAGGAUGACGAAGUGCAGGUCGUACGUGGCCACUACAAGGGUCAGCAAGUAGGAAAAGUUGUCCAAGUUUACAGAAAAAAAUUUGUCAUAUACAUUGAGCGAAUUCAGCGCGAAAAGGCAAACAGUGCAAAUGUAUAUGUCGGCAUUGAUCCUUCCAAAACAGUUAUUGUAAAAUUAAAAAUGGAUAAAGACCGUAAGAAGAUUAUCGAUAGGCGAAGUAAGGGUAGACUGGCUGCAUUGGGCAAGGAUAAAGGCAAAUAUACAGAAGAAACAGCAGCAAUGGAAACGUCAUAAAUUUUGAUUUAUUCUCCUAUGUACAACAAUAAAAUGUCAAAAAACAAAA
Messenger RNA from Camponotus floridanus (Florida carpenter ant), 672 nucleotides. RefSeq names its product 60S ribosomal protein L26 (gene RpL26). Gene Ontology annotation, molecular function: structural constituent of ribosome; RNA binding. The transcript has 4 exons. Gene Ontology annotation, cellular component: cytosolic large ribosomal subunit; ribosome. The record is from RefSeq and is a predicted model, not a curated record. Gene Ontology annotation, biological process: cytoplasmic translation; ribosomal large subunit biogenesis. NCBI's taxonomy places the organism in Eukaryota, Metazoa, Arthropoda, Insecta, Hymenoptera, Formicidae. Bases 180 to 623 code for a protein of 147 amino acids.